AUUAUGAUUUGUAUUUCUGAUUACACAAUAAAUAUAUCAAGUAGUUAUUACACAAUCAAGAUUAAAAUGUUUAAUCCUCAAAAAUUAGUUCAUAUCAUAUUAAGUGAUCAUGGAUUUAAGGCAUAUCCAAAGGGUAAGAUGACAUUUGUCAUUAAAAUAAUACUUUAAAAUACAUUAAAGGAGGAAAAGAUGAAUCGAGUGGUGAGGGGAUGGGGAGAAAAGGGGAGGAAAGAGAAGAACUGAACUUAGGCCAAGAAUUAAAUCAGAAAUGUCACUGACCAGCUGGACCUCUUUACUUCAGGGUAGACUCUGCUCCUCAGUACUUGUACUGAGUGGUAGCUUACUACACAAAUAGUCCCAUGUGCACCAUCAAUUUGGUGGCAGAUUUCAGUAUUGUUACUCAUGCUAGUCCUACUAAACUUGGGGUGCUACCCAACCUAAGGACAUCAGAAUCUGACCCAUAAACUUUGCAGAAUAAGCUAUCACUCAGUGCAGGUAUGGAUGGCAGAAUCAGGUUCUCAAAGACAUUUGGAGGAAAGAGAAUAAGAAAUGUAUUUCUUGAAGUAAAUUCCUAACCAAAUCUUGCCAAAACAUGGGCAAGCUUUCCUUGCUUGAAAGAAAUACUACACUUUUCACAUACUUUCUCUGGGUACGUUUAAUAGAUCCCAGCUAAUUUGCCUAUUUUGGGGCUAUCUCCAUUAGCCUUAUUACUACAUCUCUUAGAAUAACUUGUUUCUGUUGCUGGAAUCUGAAACAAUAUCUUUGGAAGAACAAGUUCCUUCUCUUACUCCAGGGAAAGAUUUUAACUUGUCAUUGUACAAGGUGCAGGGCUUAUAUACCCCAUCAGCGUUCUCUGAAAUUUCUGGGAAAUCCACAUAUAUUCAGCAAUCCAUCACUCAGAGCCAGUGUGCAGAUUGGCCCCAUGUAAAUAAUACAGAUGCUCAGUGACAGCCUCUUGAUUUGUAUUGCUUCACUCAUGCAAAAGAAAAAUAAAAUAAAAUAAAAUUAAGGUAUAAAAAGUGAAGGAUAAUUUACACUCCAGCAGAUAAAAACUGAGAGAGUGUUUGUCUAAAGAGUUACUAAGGUGCUGAAGAGACCAGCCAUGCAGUGCCUAUACAGAGCCUAAUUCCGUCACCCUAAAGCUGAGUGUCACAUUGGUCCAGUAGGUCUAAAGAGUACCUUAAUUCUCUUUUGCAUCAUUAUUGUUAUUAUUAAUCAUUUGUAUUGCAGUAGCACCUAAAACACCAGUCAAGCAUCAGGGGACCAUUGUGCUGAGCACUCUAUGAACACAACAAAAGACUGCCCCUUCUUCAGACAUCUUACAUUCUAUAGCCUCAAUCCUAACAAAAACUUCUAUUUUACUACUGAAAUUUACUACUGGGAGUAGUCCCAUUGAAGUUGCUUGUGGUAGUAAAAUUAAGCAUGUACAUAAGUGUUUGCCGCAUCAGGACCUAAGCUAGGGUGACCAGACAGCAAGUGUGAAAAAUCAGGACGGGGGUGUGGGGUAAUAGGCGCCUAUAGAAGAAAAUGCCCCAAAUAUCGGGACAGUCCCUAUCUGGUCACCCUAGCCUAAGCAGACAUAUCCUCUGCUUUUGACUUAAGACUUGUAAUACAGCAUUAAAUAAAUUUCUCUCCCCCCCCCGCCAUUUUUAUUUAACAACAGAUUUACUUUUAUCUUUAUUUUCACUGCUCUAAAAGUGGAAAGGUAUUUAAUUGACAUGUGUGACUGCACAAAUACAAAUUUAGACACUUUUAAAAAUACAUGUUAACAUUUUAAAGUAUUGUGUGUAUCAGGUCAGUUGCAGUGGAUGAGUUACUACAAAAACUAGGAUUAUACAAUCUGCACUUGAAUGGAUCCUUGCACCUGGGCAGAAUCCCAUUGAAGAGGGCUCUGAAUAGGCAAAAAGAUGGUGCAUGUAGAUUGGAUUGCAGGGUCAGUACCAUUGCCUGGAAAGGAAAAGCAUCAAAAAUAAUUUGAUUGAGAUAUUUAAGAUUGGGAAAGUCACUGUAAAAGUCAUCAGUCUCACCUUUUGACUCCUUACCCUAGCACGAGAACAAGAAUAAAAUCAACUGAGCAAUGAAUUUAGAACAAUUUUUGAAAAAAAUACCUUUUUUGCAGCACAUUCUCAGGCUGAGGAAUUUGCUGCUGCAGUAGGUCAUCAGGUUAAAUACUAUUACUGGAUAAUUUUAUCACUCAUAAUGGGCCAAAUCUUUCUCCUUUAAUCCAUGCAUGUAGUUCUAUUGACUUCACUAAAAGUACUUACUUGUUUGCGAAAGAUACCAGGAUUUAACUGAAUAGUGGUAUGAUAGCUGUACCAGAUAAAAUAACAAAUGUAAUCAAGUCGUUUGCUUCAGAGCAUAUGCUGUUUACUUAAGAGGUUAGUAAGGAAGGAUUUUCCAUUCACCAUUUCAUAAUUAGGUCAGAGCAGUUUCAAGCAACAGAUACUGACUGCUGCUAGAGGUAAAGGGUCAGAGAUGGACCUAUUGUCUUCUCCAAUGUUGCAAACCUUUUGCCCAGUGUAACUGUAGUUUAUUCUGCAAGUAUAUAUUAUAGGACUCUUACGUGUGGGUAUUGAGAAAAUGGGCAGAAAAGCUGCAGAAAAAAUGUGAAAUAUUUGAACUCGUAUUAGUUUUUGAACUCUUCUUCACCAAGCAUGCAAAUGAUUGCCCCUCUCCUCAGCCACAAUGUUGUAAAUUAUACAUUAGUGGUAUGAAUUACAAGCCAUGUUUCUGUCUGGACUGAACUUGGAUAUCCAUUUCUAAGUCUUUCAGAAUAAAAGUUGCUAAUAGAAACCAUUCUUAACAAUAGCAAUAACCCACGAUUUCCUUUAAUUUUGUAAGGAUUUGCAUCUUUUGACCCUUUCAGAGGGGAAAAUGACUAAAAUCAAACUUUGCAGAUGGAAUCCUGAGAUUCAGAAAACUAUAGGUUUUAGUGGCAUUUAGUAAAGAAACCAUUCUUAGACAAAAACUGAGUUGCCAAUGGACUGGAUUAAGGCCUAUGCACUAUAGACAAGCCUAGAGUAAUGCUUAUGCAGUCAAGUAAUGAUGUCAGAAUCUCAUCCCUCAUUAAAAAAGAGUUUCUAGAUCUGUUAAUUACAAAGAAACCUUGAAAGUGACCUGAGUAUAAUGAAAUCAGCGCUGUUAUGAGCAGGACUAGGUUGCCCCCUGGCUAGCUGGAGGGAGGGGACCACUUCUGCUGCUCCCAACUCUCCUGAGGGGGGACCUCUUCUGUAAUCUCUGCCAUUCUCUAGAGGAGGAGACCCAAGAUGUCAUGCCUAUCUCUCUGUGUGGGAGACCCCUCUGCUGUCACCCCACCACUCACAAAGGUAGGGUACCUAGCUGCCAUUGCUCCUUGCCAGGUGGGCAUUCUCUCUACAGCUCACUCUCUCGGUCUCCUCCUUACUCUCCAGAGUGAGGUGGAAGACUCAGUGGUGGAAAGUAGGCAAUAAUAAAUAUGGGAUAUGGAAUGAAUGAGGAGGGAGAGAAAAUGAACGUGUAGAUGGAAUGAGGGAGGGAUAGAGUAAGAGUAGGAAAGUCUUCACUCAGAGAUGUCACAUUUCAGUGUGGGUAGCCAUUGGUUCUGCACACAGCCAAGAAGGAACGCUGGUCCUCACCUCACCCCUUGGUAUAAGAAUGGUUGGGAGAGUUACUACCUCCUUGGAGAUGGGGUUCCUGCAUAUGGGUUGAUUAGGAGAAGCACACACGUUGGUAGAGGUCUCUUGCUGCUGCCAUCCCAUCCUGGUUUUGUUUGGGUGGUGCUGGGUACAUAGGGAGUCCUGCAGUCAGUUGGGGGGGAGGAUGAGUCCUUUCUCCUCUUGGAUGGACCCAAGAUCACCUGGAGACAAGGAGUAGGGAGGAGACCAGAGGUGGCCUAGCCUACUCAAAAGGAAACGGUGGUAGAGCCCCCCACCCCCAGAAGAUUGCAUUUGAGGACCAGCACCCCAAGUGGUGCGACGGUGUGGAGAUCAAGGCUAUGGCAGGGAUCGGACUAAAGGGAGCCCAUGUGGUGGUGAGUCUGGGGAUUGCCUUAAUCUGACCCUGAUUCUGCCAAUUUUACUCACAUCGAACAGUCCCUUACUACACCAGUAAUCUCAUUAAAACCAGUGGAAUAGUGGCGGAAAUGAGCAUUACUCAGCUGGAGUAAAGUCUGCAGAACUGGGCUGAGUCUUAAUAAAUCAGAACUAUCUGAAGUUAAAUCAUCCAUCCUUGUAUAGGCGUAGCAGGUGAAUUACGUGUUGACUAUGCAUGAAGGAGCAAAACCACCAUCCACUUGACGUCCCAGUCACUCUGCUAGUCCAAUCAUGUGGAUUUUAGGUAUCUGAAUAGAUUAAAAAUCACAGCCAUUUUCCAGCAGGGCUUUUCUCAGCAAUUACCUCCCGGAGCCCACUCAGAAACGCUUUCAAAAGGAACACGAUGCCUCCCGGCUUGAUUUCCUCCUCCACCUCCUCCUGAUGCAUCAGCAGCUCCUGCUACUUCCCCCUCCCCGCGAAAGACGGGGGUUUGCCUUUCAGCUAACCAGAGGCUCGAGCAGAGCCGGCGCCUCGCGCUCAGAAGUUGGGCGCGUGGAAACAGGUGCCCUGCGCCGCCGCCUCCCGCGCCUUUCGCUCGGCAGCGCUCCGGCUCCCACCUCGGCCGCCCCCAGCGCCGGCCCGGGCGGGGAGUGCGCGCGCGCUGCGCCGGGGACUGGGGCAGCGCGGGUGCGGCUAGCCCCACGCGCGUGAGAGUCCGCCUUCCCCCGGCGGCGGCUGGCGCCUCGUGCAGCAGCAUCUCCCCAGCGCGGAGCCGGGCGGCUUCGCCUUUUCCUUCAGCUAUUUGCAGCUCGUCAUUUCCGCCAGGCUCCCGGCCGUGCGGGAGAAAGAGACAAGCGUGGAGCUCGGGGAGCUGCCGUGAGGGCGGGGGGAGACCGUGGCUGAGCCCCAGCCCCGCGGGUGCCUGGUUAGCCGCUCACGCCCUCUGCCUUCGGAGCAGUCCGGGGAUCGCUCGGGAGCAGCGGGGGCGGGAGGCCCGAGGCGACGGAGCGUGCAGCAGCUUCCACCCCCCCCCCCCCCCACCCCGAUCCCCGCCGAGCCAGCAACAUGAAUUGAAACCCCGAGAGAGACGCGGAGGCAGAGCCGGCGAGCGGGAGAGGCGCGCGGGGCUGUGGCGGCGUCCCCUCCACUGGCGGGCUCCGGCGCUGAGGCUGGGCUGCGAGCGGGCUCUUGGAAAACCUACUACAGCAGAAAGCAGCCUCCACCUUUCUCCCGCCUCCCCCCCAUCGCCAUCACCUCCCACUGCUCGGCUGCCCGGGAGGACGAGGGGAGUGGGGCAGCGCUUCUCCGCCCGCCCAAGCAGCGGCCAGGUCCCCGAUGGCUCUCAUCAUGGAACCCGUGAGUAAAUGGUCUCCGAGUCAAGUGGUGGACUGGAUGAAAGGUCUUGAUGAUUGCCUGCAGCAGUAUAUUAAGAACUUUGAGAGAGAGAAGAUUAGUGGGGACCAGCUACUACGUAUUACUCACCAAGAACUGGAGGAUCUGGGAGUGUCACGAAUUGGCCACCAGGAGCUUAUCUUGGAAGCAGUUGACUUGCUCUGCGCAUUGAACUAUGGUUUGGAAACAGAAAAUCUAAAAACCCUUUCUCACAAGCUAAACGCAUCUGCCAAAAAUCUGCAGAACUUUAUAACUGGGAGGAGGAGGAGUGGUCACUAUGAUGGCAGGACCAGCCGAAAAUUACCAAAUGACUUCCUGACCUCUGUGGUGGAUCUGAUUGGAGCAGCUAAAAGUCUGCUGGCUUGGUUGGACAGAUCACCUUUUGCUGCUGUGACAGAUUACUCAGUAACGAGAAAUAAUGUCAUACAGCUCUGCCUGGAAUUAACAACAAUUGUACAACAGGAUUGUACAGUAUAUGAAACGGAGAAUAAAAUUCUUCAUGUGUGUAAAACUCUCUCUGGCGUCUGUGACCACAUUAUCUCUCUCUCAUCUGAUCCUCUGGUUUCGCAGUCUGCUCACCUUGAAGUGAUCCAGCUAACAAACAUAAAACCAAGUGAAGGGCUGGGUAUGUACAUUAAAUCAACAUAUGAUGGUCUCCAUGUAAUUACUGGAACAACAGAAAAUUCACCUGCAGAUCGAUGCAAGAAAAUCCAUGCUGGAGAUGAAGUGAUUCAAGUUAACCACCAAACUGUGGUGGGGUGGCAGUUGAAAAAUUUGGUGAAUGCACUACGAGAGGAUCCGAGUGGUGUUAUCUUAACUUUGAAAAAGCGACCUCAGAGCAUGCUUACCUCAGCACCAGCUUUACUGAAAAAUAUGAGAUGGAAGCCCCUUGCUCUGCAGCCACUUAUUCCUAGAAGCCCUACAAGCAGCGUUGCUACACCAUCCAGCACGAUCAGCACACCCACUAAAAGAGACAGUUCAGCACUCCAGGAUCUCUACAUACCCCCUCCUCCAGCAGAGCCUUAUGUUCCCAGGGAUGAAAAGGGAAAUCUUCCAUGUGAUGAUAUUGGCAGACAUAUAGUGGGCAAGCCAGUUCAUAAGGGUUCCGAAUCUCCAAAUUCAUUUCUUGACCAGGAAUAUCGGAAGCGCUUUAAUGUGGUUGAAGAAGAUGCAGUCUUAUACUGCUAUGAAUAUGAGAAAGGAAGAACAGGCGGCUCUGGGAGGAGAGAGAGCACUCCAACGUACGGCAAACUAAGACCUAUCUCUAUGCCAGUGGAAUAUAACUGGGUAGGGGAUUAUGAAGAUCCCAAUAAGAUAAAAAGAGAUAGUAGGAGAGAAAAUUCAUUACUUCGCUAUAUGAGCAAUGAGAAAAUAGCUCAAGAUGACUACAUGUUUCAAAGGAAUAGCAAAAAGGAUACGGGGAAAAAAUCCAAAAAGAAAGGAGACAAGAAUAGUAGUCCAAGUCAUUACUCCUUGCUGCCUAGUUUACAAAUGGAUUCAUUAAGACAAGAAGUCAUUGGUACACCUGGGCCAGACACCACCUACUACCAUACCUUUCAGCAGUCUUCUCUACAGCAGAAAACUAAAAAGAAAAACAAAGCUCCAAUUCCUGGUAAGAGCAAAAGACGGAUUUCCUGUAAAGAUCUGGGCCGUGGGGACUGCGAGGGCUGGCUUUGGAAAAAGAAAGAUGCCAAGAGUUAUUUCUCCCAGAAAUGGAAAAAAUAUUGGUUUGUUCUGAAGGAUACUUCUCUAUACUGGUAUAUCAAUGAGGAGGAUGAAAAAGCAGAGGGAUUCAUCAGUCUACCUGAAUUUAAAAUUGAUAGAGCCAGCGAGUGCCGCAAGAAAUAUGCAUUCAAAGCCUGCCAUCCUAAGAUCAAAAGCUUUUACUUUGCUGCUGAACAUCUAGAUGACAUGAACAGAUGGCUAAACAGAAUUAACAUGCUUGCUGCUGGCUGUGCAGAAAGAGAGAGGAUCAAACAAGAACAAGAUUACUGGAGUGAGAGUGAUAAGGAAGAAGCAGACACUCCAUCAACACCCAAACAAGACAGUCCACCACCCCCAUACGAUACAUACCCACGACCUCCUUCGAUGAGCUGUGCAAGCCCUUUCGUGGAACCAAAACACAGCCGACUUUCAUCUACAGAAACUUCCCAGUCACAGUCUUCGCAUGAAGAGUUCCGUCAAGAAGCAGUAGGAAGCACCACUGAAUCACCUGUACGCAAAACAGCCAGUCAGCGACGCUCCUGGCAGGAUUUAAUAGAGACGCCACUGACAAGCUCCGGACUGCACUACCUUCAGACUCUGCCCCUUGAGGAUUCAGUGUUCUCUGACUCAGUUGUAAUCUCUCCAGAACACAGGCGGCAGUCAACUCUUCCAACUCAAAAGUGCCACCUACAGGAUCACUAUGGUCCAUUUCCCUUGGUAGAGGGUGAGAGAAAGCAAGUGCUAAAUGGGAAUGGGGGCAAACCCCGUAGUUUUACUCUGCCUCGGGAUAGUGGGUUCAACCACUGCUGUCAGAACCUUUCAGUUAGUGCUUCUGAUCACCAGGAAGAUGUACAACAGAAAAAGUUAGAUGAGGAGGAGGAAGAAGGGAAAGCAGCAGCAGAAAACCAAGAAGAUAAAAGCUAAUACACUGCGAGAGUUGAUAGAACCUCUCCAUGCCAAAUCGGAUCCACUUCUCUUGGCACUGAACUGAUUGGACUCAGAUUGAUAAACUAAUGAUUAGAGAAUUUAGAUCGGAGAGAAUUGGCACGACGGAGACUCAACUUCAGCCUCUUGCAAGCAACCUAAUGGCCUCCAUUCAGAAAGUUUAAUUCUUCUUGAAUAACUUUGAUGUUUAUAAAAGAACAGACAUUUUAAAGCAUAGACAACCAAAUGUCUGGAUAUGGGGACUCCAGGAAAGUGUUAAAGGGGCAGACCUAUUACCAGUCUUUUGAAGAAUGCAUCCUUUCCACAAUGGGACUAGGCACAAAAUCAUAUCCUGUCUACGUGGAGCGCAGUUGCAGAAAAUACUGCCCCCUGCAUAGGAGAACAGAAGGGGAAGAGGGUCAUGGCAGGGGAAGGGCUCUGAUGACACACAGUUGUGUUCUGCAGACUUCAAGGAAUUAAAGAGGGAUCAGCUAUGGUAACUAUAAAAUCCUGUUGUUUUUAUUGACUUCAGUGACUUCAUUCAGGCAAAGCAGAGAAAGCUAAUAUAAUUUAAGUGUACUUCACUUAAGUGAAAGAGUUAACUUGCUGUAUCAUACUAAAUUAAGUGUAUUCUUCCAAGUCAAGGUGUGUACAGACUAUUUGGAGACUUAAUAUAUGUUUAAUGAUUUAUACUGAAUUAUCAGAGGGCACACUGAAACUGAUUUGGAUGACGGUGAUGGAGAAGAUACCUCAUGCUGGGAUUUAUUAGACUCCGCAGAUACAAUCUACAAAUCCUCUUUAUCUUCUAGGACUUACAUGUGAGUGAUGCUGCCUCACAGAACAGGCAUCAAGUAUUCUCUGUAUAGAACUCGCACUCCAUGGGGUUGUUUUGGGGCCAGUAUUUGUUUGGAUGUCACUCAAAGUAGAUUCCAAUAUUGUUAUUUAUCAUUAUGUUCUGGCUCCCCUGUGAGUUAAUGUUUGCCUCUAUCUCUGUGAUUAGAAUGUGGAUUUUCCUUUAUAUAUUUGGCUACGGGUGUAUUGUAAUAAUGUCAAUGCUAAUUACUUGAUAUUUCAUAUUAUCUUAUGGAGAGAUACUUUUAAAAAUGUAUUUUGAAAUGUUUUCUUUCUGCUGGCUAAAUGUAUGGUAUUGCGUUCUGUUAAUACCAAUAAAAUUAUAUAUAUAUAUAUAUAUAUAUAGUUAUAUAUAUAUAGUUAUAUAUAAAUAUUUCCCUUUUAUAUAUAAGUAGACUAUGCUUUUUUCCUCACAAGUAAGAAUUGUGCAGUGGAUAAAAUUGCAUCUCUGCUUACAGCAGUAACAAAGCUAUAAUAGUUUUAAUAUUAAUUUUAUAAAAUAAAAAUCCAGUAUACUAUGACAUAUGUGCUAGUUGGAUAUUCAUCAGUAUGCAUAUUGUGUUUCAAUUUAACAUUAAUGGGCCUCUCACAAGUCAAUCUAUAUAUUUAACAACAUGAUUUUGACAUUUUUAAUUGUUAGCAAUCAAGAAAUUGAACAUGCCUAUUAUAGCAAAGUAUGCCCAGUGUUACUUGUUGUUUACAAAAUUGUACAUUGAUACAGUUUUUUGCCUGUUGACCAAACAGAUAAACCCACCAUGUUUUUAUUACUCGCGUAUCCUUAGGAAUUGAUUUUUAAAUAUAAUUUACUGCUCUUUCCAACACUUGACAAAGGCAGAAUUCAUCUCUUUAUAUAAUGUUGCCUUUGAAAUACUUGCUUCUGCCAGUGUCGAUAAAUCAGUGCUAAGUGCAUAAAGAUUCUGCAACCUGAAAGAUUUAUUGUUAAAACCUUGAUGGAAUGCCCUGCAACCUGAACCAGUCCUUUGCAUCCUGUCAUUAAACUCCAGAAUCAGUUAGAAAUUAAAUGUUUUGGAAAUGAAUUAGACUACCAGAAGCCAAGAUAAGAAUCUAAAAUGUCCUUUGGCUGCCAUUUUGGGUUCCACUGAUGGCUCAUUUACUUUUUUUUGCCAAAGGCCAGAAGGAGCUAAUAUAUCUGCCGCACUGUGCAUUAUAACUCAAGCUUCAUUUUUUCCUAUCACAGAUUGUAUUGAAUGAGCAUUACCAUUUUUGAGAGGGAUUCCGAAGGGCUGCAAUUAGCAGCCCGUGACAUUAAUUGCAUACACAUUUGUCAAAUAUUUUUUCUGUAUGCCUUAAAAUAAAGUUUGGAAAAUGGCAGUUAACGUUUCUUUAAUGAAGACAGUUGAUUUAUUCAUUAGGUUAGGGUUUUUAAAGGUAUUAUUUUCUGCUUAAUAAAAAAAAUCUAUAUUACUCAUUGGCAAAUUACCCAGAUUUGCCUCUGCAUACCCUUUGUCCAUAAACUCUGUUACUCCCUUUUCCUGUGGGAAUGCACACACGUAUUCUUCCUAAUGGAUAUGGGACAGAUGUCUCUUCCAUCAUGAUUAUGGUACCAAUUGUGGGAGAAAGUUUUUUUAAUAAAGUGCACACGUUCCAUGUUCAAAAGUUUAUUCAGCAUCUGGACAUUUAAUUGCAUAAGAAAUCUGUGGUAAAGAGUAUAUUGCUGUUAAAUUUUUGUUGUCGUUAUUUUAGGUUUUGUUACCAAAGGUGCUAAAAAAAAGGGCCCAGUCCUAGGUGGUGCUUAGACGAGAACAGACUACAGUGGUGUUGAGGGCAUUCAGCAGCUGACAAGCUUUACAUCUUGCAAU
Messenger RNA from Chelonia mydas (Green sea turtle), 10702 nucleotides. RefSeq names its product connector enhancer of kinase suppressor of Ras 2 (gene CNKSR2). Gene Ontology annotation, molecular function: protein binding. The record is from RefSeq and is a predicted model, not a curated record. Lineage: Eukaryota; Metazoa; Chordata; Testudines; Cheloniidae. The transcript has 21 exons. Gene Ontology annotation, biological process: regulation of signal transduction. Bases 5346 to 8030 code for a protein of 894 amino acids. Gene Ontology annotation, cellular component: membrane; cytoplasm.